This is a messenger RNA of Macrosiphum euphorbiae (potato aphid), 741 nucleotides long. NCBI's taxonomy places the organism in Eukaryota, Metazoa, Arthropoda, Insecta, Hemiptera, Aphididae. The record is from the annotation of a GenBank genome assembly.
AUGCCGGUAAACGAGAAUGUAAUUCUUCUUGACAUUGAAGGCACAAUUACAUCAAUUAGCUUUGUUAAAGAUACAUUAUUUCCGUAUGUCACUAAAGUCUUAGAGGAUUACAUAGAAAAAUACUGGGACGAUGAGAGUUUUCAACAAGAUUUAGAAUUAUUACGCGCACAAGCAGUUAUUGAUUCUAAUGUUGAAGGCUUUGUACCAAUAUCUACAGGCGACAAUGCAAAGAAAUCGGUCAUCAAUAAUGUAUUGUGGCAGAUGACCAACGAUAAGAAAACUACUGCUCUAAAGCAAUUACAAGGUCACAUAUGGAAAGAUGGAUAUGAAAGUGGUCUUCUAAGAGGUCAUUUAUAUGAAGAUGUAUUACCGGUUUUAAAUAAGCUAACUGACUUUGGUAAAAAGAUAUACACUUACUCUUCUGGGAGUACAAAAGCUCAAGAGUACUUAUUUCAAUAUUCCAUGUACGGAGAUGUGUCUGGUAUAUUUCUAAAAUAUUUUGACACUAAAAUGGGUCCAAAAGGCUCAGAAACUAGUUAUACAAAUAUUGCUAAUGAGAUAAAUGUAAACUGUAGUGAUAUUUUAUUCUUAACUGAUGUACUAGUUGAAGCAGAAGCAGCUGUAAAGGCCGGUUGUAAAUCAAUUCUUUUGGUAAGACCUGGCAACGCACCUCUGGAUCCUGAGAAAAGUUCAAAGUUUAGAAUUAUAAAGACACUAGAUGAAUUAUUAGAAACUGAGUAG